GUCACCGUCGUGGGCAUCGUGCGGCACGCCGAGAAGGCGCCGACGAACAUCCUCUACAAGGUGGACGACAUGACGGCAGCCCCGAUGGACGUCAGGCAGUGGGUCGAUACCGAUGAGGCGGGUGGUGAGAAUGUUGUGGUGCCUCCAGGAACUUACGUAAAGGUGGCUGGCCAUCUCCGCUCUUUCCAGAAUAAAAAAAGCUUGGUGGCAUUCAAGAUCAUGCCUCUGGAAAAUAUGAAUGAGUUCACUACGCACAUACUGGAGACUGUCAAUGCACAUAUGAUCCUCAGAAAAAUCUCGUCUUUGCAGUCAGCAUCGAGAGCGCCUCAGUCGUUUCACUCCACUGGGCUGGGUGACGUGAGGGGCUACGGAGGAGGCGGCAGCCUGCCCAUGAACGGGCUCACAGCGCAUCAGAGCCAGGUGCUGAACUUGAUUAAAAACUGCCACAUGCCCGAAGGUGUGAGUCUUCAAGAGCUGAGAAGUCAGCUCCCCAGUAUGAGCAUGCCAACGAUCAAGCAAGCGGUUGAAUUCCUUAGCAGCGAGGGACACAUCUACUCCACUGUGGAUGAUGAUCACUAUAAGUCGACAGAUGCUGAGUGA
Molecule: messenger RNA, 600 nt
Organism: Apaloderma vittatum (bar-tailed trogon)
Lineage: Eukaryota; Metazoa; Chordata; Aves; Trogoniformes; Trogonidae
Gene: RPA2
Product: replication protein A2, 32kDa
Exons: 6
Coding region: 70-600 (176 amino acids)
Biological process (GO): DNA replication; nucleotide-excision repair; double-strand break repair via homologous recombination
Cellular component (GO): DNA replication factor A complex; site of double-strand break; chromosome, telomeric region
Source: RefSeq, a predicted model, not a curated record